Molecule: messenger RNA, 1098 nt
Organism: Phragmites australis (common reed)
Lineage: Eukaryota; Viridiplantae; Streptophyta; Magnoliopsida; Poales; Poaceae
Product: thaumatin-like protein
Exons: 2
Coding region: 210-983 (257 amino acids)
Biological process (GO): defense response
Cellular component (GO): extracellular region
Source: RefSeq, a predicted model, not a curated record
CAUGCAAAGCCGAAAUCUACCUUAAUCAAUUUAGUCGCAUUGCUUCUUCAACCAUCGAAGACAGCAAAGGAUAAAGAUCACUACUGCUAGCCAUUAGUACUAAAUUAGCUGCGAUGCUCUCCCGCUGCAACUUUUGCAUAUAGGGGUGCAGCAGCAGUUCCAUAUAUAGACUCGGCCACAGCGCAGCAAACUCACUCCGUCCACUAACCAUGGCCGCCCCUGAGCUCAUCCUCCUGCUCCGAGUUGUGAUCAUCUCCAUGGCAUUGCUCACUACUACUCAGGCUGCGGGUGGCAAUGGCAUCCAGCUGAUCCUGGUGAACAACUGCGCCGAGUCGGUGUGGCCUGGCCUCCUGGGCACCGCGGGCCACCCCACGCCGCAGUCUGGCGGCUUCCACCUGGCCCCCGGCGACGAGACCGCCUUCGACGUGCCCGACGGCUGGUCGGGCCGCGUGUGGCCGCGCCGCGGCUGCUCCUUCGACGCCCGUGGGCGCGGCACCUGCGCCACGGGCGACUGCGGAGGCCUCCUCCGCUGCUCGGGCCGCCCCGGCGCCACCCCGGCGACGGUGGUGGAGAUGACGCUCGGCACGCCGCGGUCCCCGCUGCACUUCUACGACGUGUCCCUGGUGGACGGGUUCAACGCGCCGGUGUCGAUGACCCCCGUGGGCGGCGGCGCCGGGUGCGGCGUGGCCGGGUGCCAGGCGGACCUCAACGUGUGCUGCCCGUCGGCGCUGGAGGUGAGGGACCGAGAGGGCAGGGUGGCCGGGUGCCGGAGCGCGUGCAAGGCCAUGGGAGGGGACAGGUACUGCUGCACGGGGGAGUACGGGUCGCCGGACAAGUGCAGGCCCACCAUCUUCGCGCACGUGUUCAAGGCCAUCUGCCCCAAGGCAUACAGCUACGCCUACGACGACGCCACCGCCCUCAACCGGUGCAAGGCCAGCCGGUACCUCAUCACCUUCUGCCCACCACCAACCUCCCGCAAAUAGCCAUGCAUCACUGCCACUGGGGAGACAUCGAACGAGUUGUCGUUGUAGCCAGACAUCGAAUGCAUGGUUGCAUGCAUGUAUUAUCUCUAUCUCUAUCUCUAUCUGAAUCCAAUCC